AUGCUUUUGCGUCGAUGCGCCGGUAAGGUUGUACCGUUCCUGUUCAGAAAUAUAUCGACCACAAUAAGACUGUCGGCAGAAGAUUUGUUUGUACACCGUGAUUCGUCUGAUAAUAAUGCUCAAACUCCUUUUGAAUUUACUGAACCUAAUAUGGCACGUAUUGCAGCAUUGGUGCAGAACUACCCAGCUGGUGCACAACGAUCGGUGUUAGGCGCAGCUUUGGAUAUAGUGCAGCGGCAAAUUGGAUGGGUUCCCAUAUCAGCUAUGCAUAAGGUCGCAGAGAUUCUUAGUAUACCUAGAGUAAGAGUUUACGAGUGGGCUACCUUUUACACUAUGGUUAAAAGGCGUUUCCGUGGCAAAUACCAUGUUAAAGUAUGCAUCACUACGCCCUGCAUGAUACGAGGUUCUGACAUCAUACUGCGGGCAGCUGAGGAAGCUACCUGCUGCAGUGUCGGUGGCCUCUCCCCUGACAAAAUGUUUGGAGUCGACACCGUUGAAUGUCAAGGAGCGUGCGUCAAUGCUCCCAUGUUUGUAGUCGACGAUGAUUAUUAUGAAGAUGUUAAUGUUUGUGAUGUCUACAAUAUCAUAAAAGCAAUCAAAGCUGGACAAAUACCACCUAUCGGCCCCCAGUAA
Molecule: messenger RNA, 633 nt
Organism: Diatraea saccharalis (sugarcane borer)
Lineage: Eukaryota; Metazoa; Arthropoda; Insecta; Lepidoptera; Crambidae
Source: the annotation of a GenBank genome assembly